Messenger RNA from Cryptococcus wingfieldii CBS 7118, 726 nucleotides. RefSeq names its product ATP-binding cassette transporter. The transcript has 3 exons. Gene Ontology annotation, biological process: transmembrane transport. Gene Ontology annotation, molecular function: ATP binding; ATP hydrolysis activity. The record is from RefSeq and is a predicted model, not a curated record. Gene Ontology annotation, cellular component: membrane. The coding region runs from base 1 to 726 and encodes 241 amino acids. Lineage: Eukaryota; Fungi; Basidiomycota; Tremellomycetes; Tremellales; Cryptococcaceae.
AUGCCCUCCCCCAUCCUCUCCGUCAGGGACCUCACCGUCACCCGCGACUCGGGCGGCCCCAUCCUCCACAACCUCUCCCUCGACAUCGCUCCCGGCGAAGUCGUCGUCGUACGGGGCCCAUCGGGAUCUGGCAAAUCCACAUUGCUCAAGUGUAUAGCCGAGCUCAAUCUCUACCAGCAGGGGACCAUCACCCUCGACGACAAGACGUCCAAAGAGUGGGGAGUUCCCAAAUGGAGAAUAAAAGUCGCCUACGUCCCCCAAAGGCCCAGUAUCCUCCCCGGCACACCUCUCCAGCUGCUAGAGACUAUCCGCGGGUUUGCAGCGCGCAAGGAAAGCGCGAGAGAGAUGAAGAAGUUCGAGAUUGAAAAGAUGGACCCACUGGAUUUGGCGGAGAAGUGGGGGAUUGCGAAGACGAUGUGGACGCGGGAUUGGGAGACGCUGAGUGGAGGUGAGGCGCAGAGGAUUGCUUUGGCGGUUUCGGUGGGCAUUGGAGGUGCAGAUGUCCUGCUUCUGGAUGAGCCGACUUCUGCACUUGACGAAGAGUCCUCGAGAAAAGUGGAAGAUAGCCUGAUCGGCAUGCUACCACCCCCGCACAGCGGCCAGCCUUCUGAGGGUGUACACCGCUAUGAUACGGGACUGAAGGCGCUUGUAUGGAUCACGCAUUCGGCAGAGCAAUCAGAAAGGGUUGCGACAAGAACGUUUGAUGUCAGCCCUUUUAGACAAUAG